This is a messenger RNA of Telopea speciosissima, 654 nucleotides long. RefSeq lists its product as uncharacterized. NCBI's taxonomy places the organism in Eukaryota, Viridiplantae, Streptophyta, Magnoliopsida, Proteales, Proteaceae. The record is from RefSeq and is a predicted model, not a curated record. The transcript has 2 exons. Bases 111 to 446 code for a protein of 111 amino acids.
CCUUUCUUCCCUUUUCUUAAAUCAGAUGAAACCCUGCGACGACCCGUUCACUCUGCGUCGUCGGAUAAACCGCCGGUACUGGCCGUCGGAGAAAGGGGAGGAAUUACGAAAUGGCCACUGAGCAAAACAGAGAGGAAGCAGAGCAGCAGAUGACGAGGCUGCCAUUUCGUGCCUGGAAGGAGAAGGUGGAAGAACAGUAUCUGAAGAUCAGAGAACACGCAGAGACUUACCCAUAUGUCUGGGCUUCAUAUAUCUUUGUUUACGGUGGACUCGCCUUAUGGGCCACUUACCGAUGGAGAAAGCUCCGUAGGACUGAGGAUAGGGUACGAGGCCUCCAAGAGAGACUCCGAAAGCUAGUUGAUGCUGAAGAGUCUGCAAACUCAGCGGCUCCAUCGAUUGAGAAAGCAAAGCCCGAUAAACACUCAAAACAAUGGUUAGGGGUUUGAUCAAAUUUUUUCCUUACUUAUGCAUUGUUUAUUUGUUUGUAAUUGACUGGGUGCUCUGUCUAAGAAGAGAAUUCAUUAAUGGGUCUUUCUUUGUGGAGCAGACCAUUUUAGGAUUUGGGAGGAUGAGGUAUCGAAAAUAUUCGAAAUGCGAGAAGAUUCUGUGAAAUGGGUAGGACCCAAUUGUGGUUUCUCCCCCCUUUCUUCAUAA